GCCCCCUUUCUCUCAGGGUGGGUGAGGGAGAGAGGGAGCAGUUCAGUCGCAAUGCCUCCAAACGUUCUUCAUUUUUAGAUUUUGAAACAAGAUCUACACAUUAAAGUUGUUCCCGCUUUCAAUAUACAAUAUCGAUUACCUUAAUGAGCUACUGUAUCUUCUGGGCACUAGGACCCGGAAGGUCGCCCUGGUAGCCUUUUGCCACUUGCAGUCUGUCAGGAAUGUUUUCAAACGCAGUGAACGCAAAGCCAGCUCGGAUCGGCUCUGGAGCCGCAUUUUCUGGGUAAGAGGAGUGAAAAGUGAACACGUUGGUGACAUUCAGCGACGUUUCUCUCCAAAAAAAAACAAAAAAAAAAAGGCGUGUGUUUUUUGUUUUUUUUUUCUGAGGGGAAUUACAAAUUAGUAACCAAGAAAGAACAUUGCAAAAAAAAAAAAAAAAAAAAAAAAUGCAACGUGACAGACAGAAGACGGGUGACUUUAAGAAUAACACAAGAAAAUAAAACGAAAACAAACAUUUGGAACACAAAGCAAAAAAAAAAAAUAGCAGUCAGCAAGCGUGUUAAAAAGAAAAAAGACGAAAGUAGGAUUUUUUGGUUUUUCAGAGAGCAAGCAUGUGGCAUUUGGAAGUCACAAGCGUGUCACCUGGACCGCCACCCAGUUCCACACGGGACAAUGCAAAACAGCAAAAGCAGAAGGAUUCACAUUUGCGAACAGCUGUUCUAGUGUUAUAUUUUGCACAAUCGGAAUUUACAGAAGUAUAUACACGUUUGCAUUAGAGAAAAAGCAAACCGGUGCUUUUCUUAAUAGUAUUUAAUUCGUGUUUUGUGUUUUUUUUUUUGUUUUGUUUUUUUUUGAAUGAUAAAGCGAAUUUCUAGUCUCGAAAGAAGGACCGAAACAGCAUGACACCUGGUUUAUUUGUAGAGCAAAUGUUAUUAUUAUCAGAUUAGCUGCAGCUCCCGGCUGUUGUACGUGGCAAUGCAAGACAUUUUCGGUUUACACAACACACGAAAAAUAACAGCUCAGCGUUUUUUUUUUUUUUUUUUUUUUUUUUUUUUUUGACACUAAUAACACUUUUAAAUAACAUUUGUAAUGCCUAAGGCAUCGCUGAUCAGCAUAGCAGACGAGACAGUGCUAUGUGUAAAGCAGCGUUGCAUUGGUCUAGGGGAAAGCAUGAGAAUACUGCUGCGUUGCUUGCAUGCAUGCAAUGAGACAAACGUCCUUUUAAAAAAUUAAAAAGGGGCUCGUUUGUGUGGAAACUGAACCAAGGUAGGGUUAAAGACCAAGUAUAAUAAUAUGAACGGCAUGGAGAACCAAGCCCCCGAUCAGUUUCACGACGACGUGAGGAAAUGGGGUUACCUCCGAAAGCAGAAAUCCAUGCACAAGCGCUACUUCGUGCUCAGGGGGGCCUCGGAGAGGGGUCCGGCCCGGCUGGAAUAUUACGAAAACGAGAAAAAAUUCCGGGCCAAGGCUCCCGUCCCUAAAAAAACCCUGAACUUGGAGACGUGUUUUAAUAUCAACAAGCGGGCCGACUCGAAGAACAAGCACCUGAUCGUGGUCUACACGCGGGAGGAGAGCUUCUGCAUCGCGGCAGACAGCGAGGAGGAGCAGGACGGGUGGUACGAGGCCAUGGUGACGCUCCAGUGCAAAAGUAAGGCCCACGUGGAGAGCCCGGAGUAUGGACUGGUCGUGGAGGCUCCUGGUCCCGCUUUCAAAGAGGUCUGGCAGGUCAAAGUGUGGCCGAAAGGCCUGGGCCAGGCCAAGAACCUGGUGGGGAUCUACCGGCUGUGCCUGACCGAGAAGACGGUCAACUUCGUCAAGCUGAACUCGGACGCGGCUGCCGUGGUCCUGCAGCUCCUGAACGUGCGCAGGUGCGGGCACUCGGAGAACUUCUUCUUCGUGGAAGUGGGGCGCUCCGCUGUGACGGGCCCCGGGGAGUUCUGGAUGCAGGUGGAAGACUCGGUGGUCGCCCAGAACAUGCACGAAACCCUCCUGGAAGCCAUGAAGUCCUUGAGCGAGGAGUUCCGACAGAGAAGCAAGAGCCAGUCCUCCUCGAGCUCGUCCAACCCCAUCACCGUCCCCUCGAGGAGGCACCACCCCAACCCUCCCCCGAGCCAGGUGGGCUUCCCCCGCCGCUCCCGCACCGACACCUCCAGCACCAGCAGCAACCCCUCCCCUACCCCGGCCCCCAAGAACGGCCACGCCGGCCCCCAAACCGAAGGAGCCAGCCCCACUGCCCCGGCUGUGAGAUCGGUCCGUCCCUCUGUGAAGACCCCUCUAAGCCUGGCGAAAUCCACCCCUUCCCCAGCCUCCUGCUCCGCUAGCCCAUCCUCCAGCAGCGGACUUGGCUCCGAAUGUGCCUGCGUCAGGGAGCGCUGUGCUGGGGGCGCGUCUGCGGCAGGGUUCCCCGGCGAUUUCGGAUCCUCUGACGAGUACGACUCCAGCCCCGGGGAGCACUCGCAAGGCCACAGUUUGACCCCCGACAUCCUGGGCGGUUAUCUCCCGCUAGGAGAGGCCAAUUACAUUGCCAUGGGGCGGCAGGAUGGGCGGAAUAGUGGCGCCGCCAAUGCGCUGCCGUCUCCACCGGCUCGGAGGGUGUUACGCCGGUCCUCCAGCCGGGAGAGCGAGGCCGAGCGGAGGCUGCUAAGCAAACGGGCCUCCCUGCCUCCCGUGUCCCUGGAGAAGCUGACCCCGGGCCUGCCUAGGAGGAGGGUCCCUCAGGACUUGGGAGCGGCAGGGGAGGAGGGAGAGGAGGACUAUGCGGUGAUGUCCCGUGAUGCCAGUCAGCCGUCCUUCGCUCUGCGCAGCGCGGGAGGGAGCUACCUGGACCUCCCCGGGAGCAAAUCUCAAGCCAGCGAAGCAGAGACGAUGAGGGACAACGGCUACAUGCCCAUGCUGCCCGGCGUGGCCAACGGUGGCCAAGACGAGAGAGCAGCUGGAAAAGCCGUCAAGCCGGACGACUACAUGACCAUGACCCCCAACAACAGCGUCUCCCCUCCCCAUCAGAUCAACCCCCGGCCUUCCGACGGGUACAUGAUGAUGUCCCCCAACGGAAGCUGCUCCCCAGACCAGAAAGGGGGUACCUGGGGCGGGCACUCGCUAGCCGGGGCUGGAGGGAGCAGCGUGGACAGCAAAGCCGGGAGCGACUACAUGAACAUGUCCCCCGUGAGCAGCCGAUCCUCCUGCAGCACGCCCCCCGAUGUUCUGCUCGCCGACCCCCCGAAGAUGGUCUUCUCCUACUACUCCCUCCCGCGCUCGUACAAGCACGCCGCCCCUGCGCGAUUCGAAGGAGGCGCGCAGACCCCCACCAACAACAACCCGGGCAGGUCUUGCAUGACCGGACAGAGCAGCGGCUGGCUCCUCUCCUCCCCCUCCUUCUCCAGCUCCGCCAGCAGCGAGAGCCUGGGAGAGACGGAGGAGCAUCCUGGGAGGUCUUCCAUGGGUGCCGCGGGGAAAGAGGACAGCAGCGGGCAGAGGAAAGGCGGGCAGCGUUGCCGUCCCACCAGCUUGUUCAUUGACGUGUCCAAAGCCAGCACUCUCCCGCGGGUCCAGGAGAACCCUCUCCCUCCAGAACCCAAGAGUCCCGGGGAGUACGUCAGCAUUGAGUUCCGUGGCGGUGCCACAGGAGACUUGGGACCUUCAGUCAGGCUUCUGCGAAGACCUCCCUCAUGCUUAGGCGGCUACCAUGACCAGCUUCAGCAAGACCCGCUGGGAUCAGAGUACGUCAGCAUGGACCUGGGUUCCCCAUUAGCCUUCCCGGUCCAGGAGAGGAGGACGGUUCUGUCGAAGCCCAGCCCCCAAGCUGGUCCAGCCAGCGAACCCUGUCUGAGAGCCUUGCGACCGGAGUCGCCCACAUUCGGAGACUACACCGAGAUGACUUUCAGCGCGGGUUCCCUCACUCCCAGAUCUGCCUCCCCCAAAGAGGAGCCGGAUGGGGGCCAGGCCAACCUGGGGCAGGUCUUUCCCCUGCCCAAGUUGAGCCCCAAUCCGGAUCAGGGGGCGAAGGUAAUCCGGGCAGAUUUGCGCCGGAGGCACUGUUCAGAAACCUUUCUCCAGCAGCUCAACCCGCCGCCCCUAGUCUUCGCCGAUCACCCGCAGGUCGCCAAGCGCCUGGGUUUCGAGAGCGUCUGGGGAAAAGGGGAAGCUGGCAGCGAGCCCAACUCCCAGUCCUGCCUGCUUCUCUACCCCUCGGCUGCAGCCCCUCCACCUCCACCUACCGCCAGUGUCUCCAUGGAGCAAGGCCUGAACUACAUCGACCUGGAUCUGGCCAGUAAGGAGCUAGCCCACCCGGUUCUUGAAGGAGCAGCGUCCGGCCAGCCUACCCCUCCUCGGCUCUACUCCUCUCCCCUGUCCAACGGAGGGGCCCCCGUCUUGGCUGUCAACACCUACGCCAGCAUCGACUUCCAAAGGUCGGAGGAGCUGCGUGCGCACCAGAGCAGCUGCAAGGAUGGCACAGGUGAGGCGCUUAAUCCUUCUUGAUUCCUUUGUGUUUGACUGUCUUGUGAAUGUCCUUUUCAUUUCCACUCCCCUUGCUGUAUUGGGAAGCUUGUCCUGGGCGGUCCUGCGUCCUUCUGAACCUGCCUCCGUCUGGAGAAUCCUAGUUCAUGUUUUGUGGCGUUUUGUUUGCAGGCAGGGUUGGGGUUCCAGUGCCUUUUUAAAAUCAAUUUUUUCGUUCCGUAGAAGGACUUUGGAAUUGGAUUUUAUAUUUUAGAGACACUGUAAUUGUUGCGAUUGUUCAACUGCUUUCAUUUUGAGUACUGUAAUAUUUAGCAUCUCAUCCGCAGAGCACGAGGAGGGGAAGCGACUCGCUCAGGGUCACACACAGCCAGUCAGUGGCAGAGGUGGGAUUUGAACCCGUGACCUUGUGGUGACAAACCCUGGACUUUAACCACUGGAUCACACUGCCUCCUAUAAAACCAAUUUGAAUUGACCAAGAAACAAGUCCUUUGUCGCCACUAUUGCUAGAAGCUAAUUUUAACAGAACGUUGCGAAUUGCAGUUUUGAUUGGUAAAGGGUUUGGAAUUGAUCACAAGGGAAUUGGGGGAAAAAAAACAAAACAAAAAAAGGAAUUAAACCCCCCCAGCUCCUGUUCUAAGUUCUGAUGUUCCACUAUUGAGCGACUGUUUCUCUCCAAGUCUGCCUUCGCCUGGCUUUUGGGCAUGCCUGGAUAAAACGCCAAGCGAAGUUAUAAACUGUUUAAGCUUCUCAAACAGGUUUUCUGGAGGAGACUGUACUUCACAUUGUGUGUCCAGAUAAACUGCAGAGAUCCAGGCAAUGGAACUGGGUUAUCUUGUCUGUUCGAAUCGCGGUCGAGCAGCACUGUGUGUUCUUUGCGCUGGCUCCAGAUAAUAAGGUUGUUUUGAUGAAGGAAAUGGCUUUGUGCUUGCUUUGUUUUUUAACACUAGAAGGGGGAGGCAGUGCUGUGAAGACUCAAUCAGGUGACUUUUUUUUUUUCUGCUUUGCAACUGUGUGCAGAUUUUCUAUAGAGAAACCAUUUUAUUAUUAUUAUUAU
Polyodon spathula (Mississippi paddlefish) is the source of this 5509-nucleotide messenger RNA. Its product is annotated as insulin receptor substrate 1-like. Gene Ontology annotation, molecular function: phosphatidylinositol 3-kinase binding; insulin receptor binding. Lineage: Eukaryota; Metazoa; Chordata; Actinopteri; Acipenseriformes; Polyodontidae. Gene Ontology annotation, biological process: insulin receptor signaling pathway. Gene Ontology annotation, cellular component: cytosol; plasma membrane. The coding region runs from base 1294 to 4476 and encodes 1060 amino acids. The transcript has 2 exons. The record is from RefSeq and is a predicted model, not a curated record.